Messenger RNA from Hydractinia symbiolongicarpus, 2043 nucleotides. RefSeq lists its product as uncharacterized. The transcript is spliced from 9 exons. Gene Ontology annotation, molecular function: delayed rectifier potassium channel activity. Gene Ontology annotation, biological process: potassium ion transmembrane transport. Gene Ontology annotation, cellular component: voltage-gated potassium channel complex. The record is from RefSeq and is a predicted model, not a curated record. Bases 553 to 2043 code for a protein of 496 amino acids. Lineage: Eukaryota; Metazoa; Cnidaria; Hydrozoa; Anthoathecata; Hydractiniidae.
UUGAAAUCUAAAAAUUGACCGGAAAUGGUUAAGUGGAUUUUUGCCUCUAGAUUUUAUUAAGGGUAGGUUUUAGGCGUAAAUUUGGCCUAUUACCACAUUUGCUUUUUAUUUUUUUAUAAUGUUUUGUUUUGUUUUUUUGAUUUUGUAUUUUGGUUUGGGUAUUUCUCCUAAUACUAGUUAGCCCAUUAUUUUGCAUUAUGGAAAUCGUUGGAAAAAGUCGGCAUAAUAUUACGUCGACAUCAGAAUCUUUCGGAGACAUCUUUUUCCAAAAUGGCGGCGACAUAGUGCUUUAAAAUUACCAGCCACAUAUACCAAUAAUAGUUACCAUGCAAGCGGCUAAUGGUCUUAUAAAAGGAAAGACUUACACAAAUAUUUUGUAUGGUAAUUUGGACUUGCGUUAAAAGUUAUUGCAAAGAAUAAUUUUUAAAAGGUGAUGUCUGUAGCGAGAACAUCCAUUGUUAGACGCGUCUUUUUUGAUUUCUUAACGAUUUAUUUAUUGUAUACAUUUGCGUUAUAUUUGUUUAUAUACUAGUCUAAAAUAAAUAAACAGAGAUGGCUGUCUUCUGGUUUCUUCAGCUCACGUGGAUUACUGUUGCGGCUGCUACAUCAGCUUCCUGUAACAUUUCCAAACAUUGUGACCUUCGUAUAAAUGUUGAAUGGUGGUCAAUUGCUCCGUAUAUUUACAAAGAUAAUGGUACCGUCACUGGAAUAUUUCCAACCUUGCUCAGCAAAAUGGCUUCAAGCUGUUGUGGCGAAUGCACUCAAAUUGUGUACGAUAGCCCACAUAAUUCGGAAUCCAAAGUCUUAUCCGAACUUAAGGAUAAUAUUAGCAUUUAUCUUCCGGUAUAUGGCUCCGUGCAAGACGUAAAGAAAUACCAAAAUCCUUAUCUGCCGACCAUAGAGUCACCAGGUGUUGUGUAUUUAACCAAUGUUAAAGACGAUAUCACUGCAGUUUCAGCGGAUUUAAUAAAGGCCAUAUUAAGGGCGUGGCCAGUCAUGUGCUUUUUGUUGAUGGGUGCGGCUGUGUCAGGCGUAAUUGUAUGGGCGUUGGAUUGUUACUGUAAUCCUGCGCAAUUUCCUGUUAAUUUUUUCAAAGGAUCUUGGGAUGGUUUUUGGUGGGCCUGUGUAUCCAUGACCACUGUGGGGUAUGGAGAUCGUGCACCUAAAUCACUUUCAGCCCGAAUUUUCGCAUUUAUGUGGGUCCUGACGGGUGUGGUCACUAUUGCUGGAUUUAAUGGCUCCAUCACUGCACAAUUGACAAGUUUAGUAAUGUCUAACAAGCUUUUACAAGGAGAGCAGGUUACAGUCAUUGAUGGCACAGCGGAGAAAAAGUAUGGCUUGUCGCUGAACAUAAAUAUAACAGUUGCAAAAGAUGUUUCAGACUUGAAAAAUAAACUUAUGCACGAUGACAAAAUCAAGGGCGCCAUAUUGGAUAGCUACGUUGCCGGCUUUCAUCGAAAUUUUUUCUCAGAGAACAACAAAAUAAGGAUAGCAGACGUCUUGGAUCACACGUAUGCUUACGGCAUGUUGUUGCACCAGGCGAAAAAAAGUUCAAAAUUGCAACAGUGUUUCCUGCAAUAUUUAAGUGUCAACCAAAAAGAAGUGAUUGGCGUUGUGGAGCUGUUCACAAAAGCGUUGCAGCUGCCUGAAAAAUCAAUAAGUCAAUCAAAAAGUGAAAAUAUCCUCAAUCCCUCCAACAGUUGGUUCCUGCACUUGCUCGCCGUAUGUUCUGGCUUGAUUUUAUUCUUCGUUCUUGUUGGAAUGAUAUGGCAAUAUAACCACAAACGACGACAUGCACAAAAAUACCAACCUGUGGUUGUCAAUCUUCAAGAGGAAAUAUCUAUGGAGGAGUUACUGAAAAAACAGUGCUUGGAGUUUGAAACAGCCAUGGAAGAAGAAGUCGAGCAUUUCUUCAAACGUUGGAUAGCACAAAAGAAAUAUAUUUGCAAAUACGACUUUUGCUUUUCAGCUACGGAAAAAUUUGAAAGUUAUGAGAACGACAAUGCUGCUGAAGACAUGCUUGUACCCACUUAUAUUCCUUAG